This is a messenger RNA of Staurois parvus, 2301 nucleotides long. NCBI's taxonomy places the organism in Eukaryota, Metazoa, Chordata, Amphibia, Anura, Ranidae. The record is from the annotation of a GenBank genome assembly.
CCAGGCUGCUAUAUGGCAAGCGCUGAAUCACUACGCUUACCGAGAUGCCGUAUUUUUGGCAGAAAGACUUUAUGCAGAAGUACAUUCAGAAGAGGCACUGUUUCUACUAGCUACGUGUUACUACCGCUCAGGAAAAGCUUACAAGGCUUACCGGCUCCUGAAAACCCAUAGCUGUGCCACCCCACAAUGUAAAUAUCUUCUUGCUAAAUGCUGCGUGGACCUUAGCAAGCUGGCAGAGGGUGAACAGAUCCUGUCAGGCGGUGUGCUGAAUAAACAAAAGAGCCAGGAGGAGAUAGUUACAGAGUUUGGAGACUCGGCCUGCUUUACACUGUCGCUGCUCGGCCAUGUAUAUUGCAAAACAGACCGUUUGGCCAAAGCAUCAGAAUGUUACCAAAAGAGCCUUAGUUUAAAUCCCUUUCUGUGGUCCCCUUUUGAAUCAUUAUGUGAAAUAGGUGAAAAGCCAGACCCUGAGCAGACCUUCAAACUGACCUCCCUCCAGAACUUCAGUAGCUGCCUGAAUAACUCUUGCACAGUAAUGGUGAACAAUCACAGUGUCGUAUCUCACAGGCAACCUGACACAGUAUUAAUGGAGACUCCCCAAGACACUAUAGAAUUAAAUAGAUUGAACCUGGAAUCCUCCAAUAUAAAGUACUCCUUGAACACGGACUCCUCCAUGUCCUACAUAGACCCAGCAGUGAUCUCUCCUGAUGCUUUGCCUUUGGGAACCGGCCCCUCUAUUUUGUCCAAACAGACUCAGAACAAACCAAAAAGUGGGCGCAGUUUAUUGGGGGGUCCGGCAGCACUGAGCCCGCUCACACCCAGUUUUGGAUUUUGCCACUAGAAACACCCAGCCCGGGAGAUGGUUCGUAUUUACAGACAUACAACUCCUCCUGUGUCCUUGAUGUGCCAUCCUCUGGUACCCCUGCUAAAAAGUCUGUGGCCAGAAUCAGCCAAGCAGGAACAAAGUCAGUGUUCUCACAGAGUGGCAACAGCCGGGACAUAACCCCAGUGCUGCUACAGACUCAGGGUUCUGGACCUCAGACCAGUACUACGCCUCAGGUACUGAGCCCGACAAUAGCUGCCCCUCCUAAUGCUUUACCUCGGCGUAGUUCCCGCCUCUUCACCAGCGACAGCUCUACCACCAAGGAAAACAGUAAAAAGCUGAAAAUGAAAUUUCCUCCAAAAAUCCCAAAUCGGAAAACCAAAAGCAAAACUAACAAAGGUGGGGUCACACAAGCCAAUCUAAAUGAGAGUUUGGAAAUAAGCAAGCUAGAUGCAUCUAUUAUCUCAGAGGGAAAGAUCUCCAUUGUGGGGCCUCAAAUUCAGGCCCUGUCAAUACAGAAAGCAGCAGCAGAAGGUUUAAUGAGCCUAUUGAGGGACAUGGGGAAGGGUUAUUUGGCCUUGUGUUCCUAUAAUUGUAAAGAGGCCAUCAAUAUCUUGAGCCACCUCCCCUCUCAUCACUACAACACUGGUUGGGUUCUGUGUCAGAUCGGCAGAGCAUAUUUUGAGAUGGCAGAGUAUUUACAGGCAGAACGCGUGUUCUCAGAGGUGCGCAGGAUUGAAAGCUAUCGAGUAGAAGGCAUGGAGAUCUACUCAACCACACUCUGGCAUCUGCAGAAGGAUGUCGCCCUGUCAGUUCUCUCAAAGGACCUCACUGACAUGGACAAGAACUCCCCAGAGGCUUGGUGUGCUGCUGGGAACUGCUUCAGUCUGCAGAGAGAACAUGACAUUGCCAUUAAGUUUUUCCAGCGGGCUAUUCAGGUAGAUCCUGGUUAUGCAUAUGCCUUCACUCUCCUCGGCCAUGAAUUCGUACUAACAGAGGAGCUAGAUAAAGCCCUUGCUUGUUUCCGGAACGCCAUCCGUGUCAACCCUAGACACUACAAUGCAUGGUAUGGUCUUGGAAUGAUAUAUUAUAAGCAGGAGAAGUUCAGCCUGGCGGAAAUGCAUUUCCAGAAAGCACUAGAUAUCAACCCUCAAAGUUCAGUAUUGCUUUGUCACAUAGGAGUGGUUCAGCAUGCACUUAAAAAAUCAGAUAAGGCUUUGGAUACUCUUAACAAAGCCAUUUCUAUUGACCCCAAAAACCCGCUAUGCAAGUUCCACCGAGCCUCCAUCCUGUUUGCCAAUGAAAAAUAUAAGUCUGCAUUGCAGGAGUUGGAGGAGUUGAAACAGAUUGUCCCUAAAGAAUCCCUAGUGUAUUUUUUGAUAGGAAAGGUAAGUGAAGUGUGUGUGUGUGUGUGUUGUUCACAUGCAAAAAUGGUAUUCUGGACAUCCCCAAAGCUGUGGCAUUUAUACUAUGUAUCA